AUGGAAACGAGCAUUAUGCUUCAGCCCACACUUCUGCUCGCCUUUGCGGGUACAACUCUGGCCUCCUUUGCCGGGAAUCUAAACUACCGCAGCCCAUCUCACAACCAUCCGGGCCUUGGUAUCUCAAUCCCCAAGGUGCUCAAGCGUUCAGACCCAGCGGUAAAUUAUUCGCCGGAUGACCUGCAGUUCACACACGGUGUUGCCUCCGGAGACCCGUAUCCUAACUCUGUCAUCCUGUGGACACGAUGCGCUCCUUCAACUGACAAUGUCAAAGACCCCGUCUCAUCCAAAGAUGGUGGGGAAAUGUAUGACUCCGUGCCCAUUUAUGGAGAUAACGAGGGCAAUGCUCCAGUGUCGAAAGCUCCCGUAUGCCUGGAGUAUAAGGUUGCUGAAGACAAAGGAUUCAAGACAGUCGCGGAUUGCGGCACAGUCUACACAAGUUCAGAUGUUGAUUAUACCGUCAAGGUAGAAGCAUCGCACCUAAAACCUUUCACCACUUAUUACUACAAGUUCAACAUUUGCAGUUCAGACAAAUCUAGCCCAGUCGGAAGAGCGAAGACGUCCCCAACCGAACACGAUGAGAUCUCCGAGAUAUCCCUUGCAGUCUAUUCUUGCACUAACUUCGCCAAGGGGUAUUUCAAUGCCUAUGGAAAUCCCGCUCGCAAGGACUCCGUUGAUUAUGUUGUUCAUCUUGGAGAUGGCUCUAAGAUCGGCCGCACGCAGUACCCGAAAACGGUGGUUUAUACGCUCUACCAAUACCGGAAACGCCACGCAACUCAGAAGACUGACUUGGAUUUACAACUGAGCCAUCGAGAGUUUACAUGGAUUCCAGUAUGGGAUGAUCACGAGGUUUCGGAUAACACGUACCGUGACGGAUCGUCGCUCCUUCAAAAUACGGAAUCCUCAUUCAUCAUUGAUGGAGGAGUGUCAGUUGACCAGCGUAAAAUGAAUGCUGUCCGUGCCUAUUUUGAGUGGAUGCCAAUCAGGCAAGUUGAGAUGGACGACAAUCUCAGAAUUUGGAGAAACUUCAAGAUCGGCAACCUCCUUGACCUUAUCAUGUUAGACACACGACACUAUGACCGAUCCAUUACCGAUUUAUACUUGAAUACCCAGUAUAUAAAGAAAAUCGCAGAUGAUGUUGGUCGAUCAAUGAUGGGUCCCCGGCAGGAACAUUGGUUCUAUGAGAAGCUAAAAGCGUCUGCCAAAAGACAAGCUACUUGGAGAAUCAUUGGCAGCCAAACUGUUUUCUCUCGCAUUGAUGAAACAGAUUCAAUCGGCAAAGGAACAAACAGCGAUUCCUGGGACGGCUACAGGGCCAACCUCAACCGCACCCUGAGCACCUUGUACAAAAAUAAAAUCGGAAACAACAUUGUCAUCGCUGGCGACAGUCAUGCCAACUGGGUGUCCGAUCUCACCUGGCUAGACGAAUAUCCGUACGACCCAAAUACAGGAGCUGGAGCUAUUGGCGCCGAAUUUGCCGGCACAGCAGUUACCAGCAGCGGGCCUACAACCAACGUAGCCAUGGGCAACAUGAUGUCGAAGACAUUGAUUAACAAGAAUAAAGAACUGCAGUGGUCCGAACUGUACUAUAGAGGAUACUUCGAGCUGAAUAUCUCGCACAAUCGCACCAAUGCUAAAUUCUUCGCUAUCCCUGAUAUUAAGAAGAGAAGUCCCGUUGAGAUCUCCCUGGCUAACUUUACCGUCAUUGCUGGUGAGAAUAGGCUUGCGCGGACGAAUGGGAUUCCGUCGACUAAUGGACAGGGCGUACACAAUGGUGUUUUGAAGAAUGGGAAGUUAGAGAAGCAGACUAUUCAGUAUAAUACUGAGACAAGAGAGUGGUCUAAGACUUAA
This is a messenger RNA of Paracoccidioides lutzii Pb01, 1851 nucleotides long. RefSeq lists its product as hypothetical. The transcript is spliced from 7 exons. The record is from RefSeq and is a predicted model, not a curated record. Bases 1 to 1851 code for a protein of 616 amino acids.